This is a messenger RNA of Plasmodium malariae, 498 nucleotides long. RefSeq names its product calmodulin-like protein. NCBI's taxonomy places the organism in Eukaryota, Apicomplexa, Aconoidasida, Haemosporida, Plasmodiidae. The transcript is spliced from 5 exons. The record is from RefSeq and is a predicted model, not a curated record. Gene Ontology annotation, molecular function: calcium ion binding. The coding region runs from base 1 to 498 and encodes 165 amino acids.
AUGAAUAAGUACAAAUUGUCUAAAGAAAGGAGAUCUGAGAUAGAGUUCAUAUAUAAUGAAUUCGAUAAAGAUAAGAAUGGGCUAGACGGAAAACAAUUAUUGUAUUUAUUAAAGUCUGUUGGCGUUUUCCUCAAUAAAAAUGAAUCAACUGCUCUGCUUGAAGAAUGUAGGAUAAAUGGUAAAUUAAAUUUAGAUAACUUUUACGCUAUUAUUCAAGAAUUCUACUAUGAUGAAAAUAUUGCAAAACUGUUAUUAACAUCAUUACAAGCUCAUACUAGGGAGAGUGCUAAAACUAUUAGCUUACAAAAACUAAAAUAUUUAUUAAUGACAUUGGGUGUUUUUAUUCAAUUUAAAAAAAAAAAAAAUCAUUUACCUUUAGGUACAGGUGUAAGAUUAACAGAAGAUGAAGUAGAUGCCUUUUUAAAUAUAGAAUUUAAUGCAAAUAAAAAUAAAGAUGUAUCAUUUGACGAUUUUAUAUAUAAGGUAUUAAAAGAAUGA